AUACGACAUAUAUGGGUUUUUUGCGUCUAGUGUGAUUGAUGCUGUUAUGUCUUUGCGACUUUGCUUUUGGUUGAAUAUAGCUGAUUCAGGGAUCCAUAAAAUGUUGAACAUGUAUGCCUGCCUCUUUGGAGCAAAUUUGUUGGAUGAAUUCGGUCCUAGCCUUUAUCUUUAGGCGCAUUUGAGUUCCUCAGCUAGUGCAGCAUUCCAAAGGAGUUUUCAUACUAUCGAUUGUUUUGGUUAGUUUUGAUGAAAAUUAAGUGUUUGAACAAGUGAAUUUUAUCUGCGGACCAUUACUACUUCAUUUUUUUAGAGCAAGUUGUUGUGGGUUUAAGAAUUAGGAUAUGGCUCAAUCUACUCGUACUUUAUCACCGAAUUCCCUCCGUCCCUAAAUUACAUUCAUGUUUUCCUCUAUUAUGUGAGAAAUAACAUAAAUGCUAGAAAUAGGAAUGUAUUUUAGGGACGGAGGGAGUAUAAUCGUAACGUGUGUCAUUUAAUGGUAAUUAAUCAGCUAAAUAAUAACGGACUAGCAUGUAAUCCAAUUAAAUUCGACUGGAACAGUCUUGUGAGGAGACUUUGUUAACUAUUGUGUCUUUUUUUUUUUUUUUUUUUUUUUUUUUUUUUUUUUUUUUUUUGGAAAAUUACAUGAACUUUAACAACGUAUUAAGUUGUGAUGAUUAUAACUGCAUAUAAUUUCAUUUCCAUAUUCAAAUUAAUCAAAUUACUCCCCUAAUCUCCAAUAUUUUUGAAUGCACAAUACUCCAUAACAAAUAAACUCAUAAUCUGCCACUUGCCCAUUUAUUAAAAAUUAUAUAUAAAAAAAAAGGUAUAAAAUUCUAAAAUUAGUUACGCAUAAACCCAAAAAUUAGUUUGAUAUUCAUCAUAAUAUACUCUCCCACUUAACUUCCUCCUUCUUCUUCUUCUUCCUCAAAACUGUUUCUUACCAACUUCAUUGUUACCAGAAACCCUGAGAUUUCUUCUUCUUUUUAACCAAAAUGAUAGACUUAGAACGUCUUUGUAACUAUGUAUUUUAUCCUGGAAUGGCUAUACUUGCUCUUGUCUUAGUCAUCAUUGCUACCACUCAAAAGUCUCACCCCCCUCCUCCUCCUCCUCCUCCUCCUCCUCCUUCCCCUGCACCUUCGUUUCCGCCUUUGUUGUCGCCGUCUGUUUCAUUUCCUAGAUUUCUGGUUGAGUCUAAUGUUCGGAAGAACACCAUCAUCAACAACAAUGGCAACAACAACAACAACUCUGCAGAAUCAAUGAAAUCGCCGGCUAUUUUUGUGAUGGGAGAUUCUACUGUUGAUUGUGGGGUGAAUGCUCUGUUUUACCCUCUUCUUCGCCGUAAUUUGUCUCUGUUUCCUUGCUCUAAGACUCAUCAAUCCACUCUUAUUCCUCAUUUUCUGGCCAAGAAGAUGGGUUUGCCUAACACACCAACAUUCUAUGAGCAAAAUGGGACAAUUCAAGGCAUACUAAGCGGGAUCAACUACGGAUCAGCUCAAGCCACGAUCCUCCCCUUCGCGAACAUCCCAACUUUUCAGUCCCUUAACCAGCAGCAAAGGCAGGCAUUUGAGACUAUCCAACUGCUGCAGUUACAACUAGGUGAACAGGAAGCUCACCAAUUCAUCAGCUCCUCGAUCUUUUACCUUUCCUUGGGAAAGGAUGACUACAUCAACUUCCUCUUUGGGAACUCAUCGUUUUCCUCGGGUUACAGUGGUGACACACAGAUGGUUCCUAGGCUUCUGGUUGACGAGCUGACCAAUGCCUUACGAAACCUGUAUGAUGCAGGUGUGAAGAAGAUUGUUACCAUGGGAGUCUACCCUCUUGGAUGUGCCCCUAGGACAGUGGUUAACUGGUACUUUCUGACUGGAAGAAACAGGAGAAGGGUGAGGGUUUGUGUUAAUGAGAUUAAUCAUCUUAUGAUGCAGCAUAAUCGUCUCUUGAAUGAUCACAUCGUCGACCUCAAUUUGCAGUACUCUGAUGCACAGUUUGUGUUCUGUGAUGUUUACCAAGGUUUCAUGCAAAUUUUGUCCAAUCCACAGAAUUUUGGAUUUGAUGAUGCAAGAGGAGCCUGCUGUGGAAGAGGGUGGCACGGAGCUGCAUCCGGGUGUGACAACAUGGAGAUGGCUUGUAAUCAAACUUCAGCUCAUGUAUGGUGGGACUUUUACAAUCCAUCUGAGGCUGUCAACUCUCUGCUGGCCGACUCCGCCUGGUCCGGUCAGCCAUUGGGUGAUAUCUGUCAUCCCUUAAGCAUCCAAGCACUGGCUAACAUGUAGAGCCUUCAUGAAGAUCAAACAAGAUUAUGGCAUACUAGCAUUAUAGCUUCUAUUGUGAAGAUUUUAAACUUUCUCUAAAUGUUGAUUUUACAGGCUAAUCUUUGCUACUGAUGUAGUAAUGCCAGAACAUAAGCACAUAAAUGUUCUCUGCUUUUUUAGGAUGUGAAUUAGGCUAAGUAA
Chenopodium quinoa (quinoa) is the source of this 2450-nucleotide messenger RNA. Its product is annotated as GDSL esterase/lipase At1g71250-like. The transcript is spliced from 3 exons. The record is from RefSeq and is a predicted model, not a curated record. NCBI's taxonomy places the organism in Eukaryota, Viridiplantae, Streptophyta, Magnoliopsida, Caryophyllales, Amaranthaceae. Gene Ontology annotation, molecular function: hydrolase activity, acting on ester bonds. Bases 993 to 2270 code for a protein of 425 amino acids.